AUGACGCUGGAGGAGCUGCUGCCUUGUGACAGCGCGGCCCACGGGAUGGGCUCGGUGGGCGAGGCGCUGGAGCGGCUGCUGGCGGCGGCGCAGAGGCAGGGCUGCCUGACGGUGGGCGUCUACGAGGCCGCCAAGCUCAUGAACGCCGACCCGGACAGCGUGGUGCUUUGCCUGCUGGCGGCGGACGAGGCGGACGGGGAGGACAUCGCGCUGCAGAUCCACUUCACGCUCAUCCAGGCCUUCUGCUGCGCCAACGACAUCCACAUCCUGCGCGCCUCCGGCCUGGAGCGCCUGGCGGCCGUGCUGGGCGAGGGGCCCCCGGGCGGCGGCGUGGAGCCGCGGGACCUGCACUGCCUGCUGGUGACGAGCCCGCACACGGACGCCUGGGGCAGCCAGGGCUUGGCGGAGGUGGCCAGAUUCUGCCAGGAGAGCCGGUGCAACGACCAGUGGGUGCCCUACGUGGCUCUGCAGGCGCGCUGA
Molecule: messenger RNA, 480 nt
Organism: Protobothrops mucrosquamatus (brown spotted pit viper)
Lineage: Eukaryota; Metazoa; Chordata; Lepidosauria; Squamata; Viperidae
Gene: GADD45B
Product: growth arrest and DNA damage inducible beta
Exons: 4
Coding region: 1-480 (159 amino acids)
Biological process (GO): regulation of cell cycle
Cellular component (GO): cytoplasm; nucleus
Source: RefSeq, a predicted model, not a curated record